Strongylus vulgaris is the source of this 408-nucleotide messenger RNA. The record is from the annotation of a GenBank genome assembly. Lineage: Eukaryota; Metazoa; Nematoda; Chromadorea; Rhabditida; Strongylidae.
GAAGGUAUGUCAGACGACAGAGAGUUAACCAAAUAUGAACGAUAUAUUAAGGUUGUUGCUGCCGUAUGUGCUUAUUGGACAUGUUCGAUUGGUCUCGUAUUUCUCAAUAAAUACUUGCUGAGCAGCGACGAACUCAAGCUUAAUGCACCUUUAUUUGUCACAUGGUUCCAAUGUGUGGUUACUGUCUUUCUAUGCUUUUCAUUGUCGUUCCUAUCAAAGAGCUUCCCAAACACCAUUAAUUUUCCUCGGAUGAGUGUCGACGCAAAGCUAAGUAGGGAGGUGCUGCCUCUCUCUAUCGUCUUUGUUGCUAUGAUCUCUUUUAAUAAUCUAUGCCUUAAAUACGUUGGUGUCUCAUUCUACUACGUUGGACGGUGCUUGACAACUGUCUUCAAUGUGGUAAGCUCUUAG